AUGCCACAAACCUACAACAAAGCCUUCAUCCCCCUCGAAUCAAAUCCCCAAAUCUUCAACGAACUCAUCGCCGCCCUCGGUGCCUCAUCCAGCCUUCACUUUCAAGACGUCUUCACCCUCGACGACCCAAUCUUCCUCCCGCCCAAAAUACUCGCCCUCGUUCUCGUCUUCCCCACAACGCCGACCUAUGAAGCGCGGCUGACGGCCGAGGACGUCGGUGCAAAGGAUUGGAUGGUGGAGCAUGAUGAGGAGGACGAGGAUGUGGUGUGGUUCAAGCAGACUAUCAAUAAUGCCUGUGGGUUGUAUGCUGUUUUGCAUGCUUUGGCAAAUGGGCGAGCCAAGGACUUCCUAACGCCUGGAUCGUUGCUAGACAGCCUCCUCUCUAUCACCGCGCCCAUGGACCCAGCCCAGGCCGCCAUGGUGCUGGAAGGCUCAACAGAACUCGAGGAUGCGUAUGCUGCCAUCGCGACAAAGGGCGAUACCGCGGCACCGCAGAGUGCAGAGGACGAAGUCUACUUCCAUUACAUCUGUUUUGUCAAAUCACCAGACACGGGCCAUCUCUACGAACUGGACGGAGAUAGAAAGGGCCCGGUGGACAAAGGAAUCCCAGACGAGGCAGAAAAGGUGGAUCUUGGACCAAAGUCCGUAGACAUUGUCAGAAACUUUGUUGCGCAAGGAGGGGACGAUAUUGGCUUCAGUCUCUUGGCCUUGACUGAAGGAGCAUGA
Molecule: messenger RNA, 726 nt
Organism: Colletotrichum acutatum
Lineage: Eukaryota; Fungi; Ascomycota; Sordariomycetes; Glomerellales; Glomerellaceae
Product: ubiquitin carboxyl-terminal hydrolase, family 1
Exons: 2
Coding region: 1-726 (241 amino acids)
Biological process (GO): protein deubiquitination; ubiquitin-dependent protein catabolic process
Cellular component (GO): cytoplasm
Molecular function (GO): cysteine-type deubiquitinase activity
Source: RefSeq, a predicted model, not a curated record